AUGGCGCAACUGGAGACUCUGGCUUUGCCGCAUCUGCCGUCAUCGCUGCCCGUGCAUGUGGCCCUCUAUCGCGAUGUUCAGAAUUCCGCUUUCCUAAAGCAGCAGCUCCUGGGGGGCAACGCAGAAUUCGAGUAUGCCUUGGUCGAUGCGAGCAUGGUUCUGACACGGGCACAUGCGAUCGCAGCCAUAUUUCGAGCCGUCAAUGACUACAUGAAUGGGCGACUCAUGUCCCGCAAUGUGCAUUCGGAGAUUGUCUUCUCCUUGAGCCCGGCAAAUAAUAUUGCCGACUCGUUCCGCAAAUUUGGAAUCGCAGAUACAACCAAAGAUCUGCUCGUGGUCAAAGUCUCCGUGUCGCCCGAGAUCACGCAUGAGUCCGUUGCCGCUCAUUUGGCUACGGCUAUUCAAGGAACCUCUGUGCCAUUUGACGAUGAGACUCUGUCCGAGGUGUCCGAUAUCACCAAGAUCAAGAAGGCAUAUAAAUUGGGAGCGCUACCAUCCCCGUCUUCUAAGACAGAGUGCAACGGCACGCCCGAUCAUGACGCGAAGCGGCGACUGGAGCUCUCGCUCUUAGGGGCAAUUGCAUUGCGGGGCUCGUGA
This is a messenger RNA of Penicillium lagena, 597 nucleotides long. Its product is annotated as EKC/KEOPS complex subunit CGI121/TPRKB. The record is from RefSeq and is a predicted model, not a curated record. Gene Ontology annotation, biological process: telomere maintenance via recombination; tRNA threonylcarbamoyladenosine modification. Gene Ontology annotation, cellular component: cytosol; nucleus; EKC/KEOPS complex. The transcript is spliced from 3 exons. Bases 1 to 597 code for a protein of 198 amino acids. Lineage: Eukaryota; Fungi; Ascomycota; Eurotiomycetes; Eurotiales; Aspergillaceae.